Molecule: messenger RNA, 4350 nt
Organism: Lytechinus variegatus (green sea urchin)
Lineage: Eukaryota; Metazoa; Echinodermata; Echinoidea; Temnopleuroida; Toxopneustidae
Product: serine/threonine-protein kinase DCLK1-like
Exons: 5
Coding region: 788-3448 (886 amino acids)
Biological process (GO): intracellular signal transduction; protein phosphorylation
Molecular function (GO): ATP binding; protein kinase activity
Source: RefSeq, a predicted model, not a curated record
CAUGUAUGAGAAUUACUAGACAGGCCCAUAGCAAUAAUUCUUUGCAUUCACAAAAAUUUAUAUAAAGUUCUUGUACAUUUGGCUAAUAAAUAGGCCUACUUCAUAAUUUUAUUUCUACAAUGUAUAGCGAGGAAUGAGCAUUAUAUUUUACCUUGCCUCCCUGCUUGUGUAAAUAUUCUCGUAAUUUGCUUUCACAUUGCAAAUAUGCUUGUAACUUUGGCAGAUACAUGAACUUUUACUUUUUCAUAAUUUUGAUGAAAAAGUGCCUAUUUUCAAGAUACUUUAGUCACAUAGGCAAACAAUUAAAUACUGUAUAUUGCCUAUUGAGGCAGGUGUUGACGUGCCUACCUCAAGAUCGGUCCCAUGUUACCUCAAUGAAACCUGGCUACCUUUAAGGAUCUUUGGCUUAUCAGGGUAAUAAUCUUGAUAAUCACCAUGUUUGAAGACUAAUCUGAAGUACAUGAGUAUAAUCUUGUUAGGUGUUCUGUAUAAUGAUAUGUACAUGUAUUAAACAUGUUUUGGUGGUUCUUAAUUAGGAGAAAAUAACUUGUGAGAGAAGAAGUUACAUGUAGCAUUCUCAAUUCUGCAAGCCAGGACGAUGGAGUAGCAUCUCUGACAUCUCUCUCAUUCUUGCGGAUAUUUCUGGACUAUAUAACACUUUUUGGACAGUUUACCAGCAUGUACAUUGUUUUAAGUUUGGAUCAGGAUUUUAACAUAUCAUUCAUAUUGUGAAUAAACUUAUUAAUAGCAUCCUGUUCAUGUAUUUUAUGGAAUAAACCAUCCUUGAAUGGGAAGCAGUCCUAGUGUAAACUCAUCAGGCAAACAUCGUGGACAGGAUGGGAGAGACCCAAAGAGUGAUGCACAUCUCUACACCCACAUACCUGUUGGGUUGUCCUACCCGACUGAAGGAAAGUAUGCAGAGAUGUACGGAAGGACUACCUUUGGAUCUGGUCACACCGGACCAGGCUCCUUUGCCCAUCAUAGGAAUAAAGCUGGAGCAAGUCUUGAUGGAGAUUCCAAAGCGUUGGGCAUCCUUCAUUCAGACCGAAGCCCCAUCAAGCCAAGAGUGGUCAAGAUUGUCAAGACUGGACCCAAGCCCAGGAAGAUGGUGUCUCUGCUGAUCAACAAACGUAGUGUACAGUCUUAUGAACAAUUGAUCCAGGAUGUCUCAGAUGCCUUUGGCCUGCCAAAGUACAAGAACAACAGGGUACGGAAGCUGUAUACGGUGAAAGGGAAGGAAGUGAAAAGCCUUGUUGAUUUUUAUAGAGACAAGGAGGGAGUGUUUAUUGCAUCGCCAUCUAGAAGCAGCCUCUCGGAGGAUACUUUUCUUGACAUUUAUGAGGAACUCUUCCCAGACAGUCCAUAUGCCCAGAAUUUCCGUAAGAGGAAAGGUAAAAAGAAAGAUGGAGCAAAACAUGAUAGUGGAAUAAGUGAUGAGGAAGUCAAGAUAGGAAAGAACAAAAGAGACAGAAAUAAACUGAAGGACAGUGAUUCAAGGUUGAACGAUAGCAGGGGGUCAGAUUUGACAACCGAUGGUUCAAAUAUUAAUCAAAAGGACAGUGAUUGGAAGAGGGAGGAGGAAUUGGAGAGGAGAAGGAAGGAAUUGGAGGAGAGAAUGCAGGGAGAUAUCAAGAAAAAGGAAUCUGAGUUACAACAGAGAGAAGAAGAAUUAAGAUUAAAGGAAGAAGAGUUGAAGAGGAAGGAGCAGGGUGAACGAGAGAGGAAGGACAGAGAACGAGAAGAUGAACUGGCAAGAAAAGAGGCAGAAUUGAAAGCAAAGGAGGAAGAAUUGAAGAGAAGAGAGAAAGAAGAGGGGCAGAAGCUGCAGGAACUCCUAGAAGCUGAUGCACAGCGUAAAAUAGAGGAAGCCAGGUUGAAAGCACAAGCUCUGGCAGAGAGAGAAGCCAGGGAAGCAGCGGAAAGGAGAGCAGCGGAUGAAGCAUCAAGGAGAGAGGAAGCAGAGAGAAACGCAAGGCUUGAGAUUGAGAAAAGGAAAAGAGAUGAAGAAGAUCUCAAAAGGAAAGAAGAAGCAGAGAGGAGAGGAAGACUUGAAGCAGAAAUAAAUGUCAAAGAAAAAGAAGCAAGGAGAGCAUCAGCAGAGAGGAGGGCACGCGAGGAAGCGGAGAGGAGGAUCCAACAAGAACAAAGGCUCAAGGAGAAAGAAGAGGCAGAACGAGAAGCAAGAGAGGCAGAGAGGUUGGCUAGGGAGGAAGCACAAAGCAGGGCACUCUCAGAGAAACAAGCAAGGGAUGAAGCUGAGAGGAAAGCAGAAGAAGCGCUUCGAUACAAAGAGGGACAAGAAGAAGAACGGAGGAAACGAGAAGAAGCAGAGCGACUUGCACAGCUUGAGGCUGACCUGAGGAAGGAAGUCGAAAGACGUGCAGAGGAGGAUUCCAACCAGAAGGAUUCUCCUUCCCCUGACUCUCAAACCGAUGGCAAUGAUAACAUUGUCUACAAACAAGAUGAAAGUAACACUCCUACUCCAGAAACACCUGAAGAAAGAUUCAUCCACCAGCCUAGAACUCUUGUCAAGAAGUCUGAUAUCUUGGUGAAGUAUGAUAUCGGGGCUAAGAUUGGUGAUGGAAACUUUGCAGAUGUCCAUGAAGCCACCAAGAAGGAGACAGGGGAUGUGUUUGCCCUGAAGGUCAUCGAGAAGGCAAAGGUUAAGAACAAAGAACACAUGGUGGAGAAUGAGAUUGCUAUUAUGAAGCAUGUUCGUCAUCCCAACAUCGUAAGGCUGUACGAGGAGUACGAGACUCGGGGCCAUAUCUACCUUGUGAUGGAGUACGUAACCGGAGGUGAUCUCUUUGAUGCUAUCACAGAGAGUGUCAAGUUCACAGAAAGGGAUGCUGCUCUGAUGGUGACUGACCUGGCCAAGGCUCUCAAGUACCUUCAUGACCUGAAUGUUGUCCAUCGUGAUCUGAAGCCUGAGAACUUGCUGGUGAACAAAUCCGAGUCCGGGGAGAUAACCCUGAAGCUUGCUGACUUUGGUCUUGCGAUGGAAGUGAAGGCACCCAUCUAUACUGUGUGUGGUACACCCACCUAUGUAGCACCUGAGAUCCUGGGAGAGACAGGAUACGGUUUGGAGGUGGACAUGUGGGCGAUAGGAGUCAUCACUUACAUCCUGCUGUGUGGCUUCCCGCCAUUCCGGAGCCCAGAUAGAGACCAAGAAGAACUCUUUGAACUCAUCCAAGCAGGAGAAUUCUCUUACGUCUCACCUUACUGGGAUAACAUCUCCUCGGCUGCCAAGGAUCUUAUAAACCACCUCCUAGUUGUCGAUAAAGAGAAACGCUACACAGCUGGUCAGGUUCUCAAGCAUCCCUGGGUCACCAGCGAGGGCGCUGCAGGCAAACAAAUCAACCUGCAGCGGGAGGUGUCGAUGAACCUUGAGAAGAACUUCAAGGAUCGACGGAGUGCGAAACGAAAGCCAGUCGCUCCCAAGAACUGAAACAGUCGUCAAAAAAUGAAUGGAAGAUCUAGUGUAAAUAUAUAUGUAUGAGCAUUUAUUUUAGCACAAUAUUCUUCAUAUUUAUAUAUAUAUCAUACACUCACCAGUGACAAUUCAGGAAGUUUUACUAGUAAUUUAUUAUGUAUAUCUAGAUAUUCACAAUUCAUGAGUUCCAUGACGUUUGCUCCUGCGACAAUUGCUCCUACCAAAAAAUUCAUAUACUAAGCCAAACAUCAUACUGAACUUUAAACAUAACGUAUAGCUUAAUCCUUUUCCUCACAUUCUGAACCAUAAACCUUAUGACAAUCCUAACCUUCACAUAAAAUCUUAAGAGAAAUUUGCUGAGGAGCAUUUGUUGCAGGAGCAAAUGUCUAGUUACCAUUUCAUGAAAUGUUUGACAAUUAUGAGGAGUGCAUCUGAUUCAAAUUAAAACCAGGUAAUCUUCAAAUAUAUGUUUGAAUAAAAUCUGAAAUAAUUGUAUUAUAUUGUGAAUAAAGUCUGUAUAUUCAAGAAGUCUUGGUAAAUGCAGGGUUUUGGUAUUUUGUAUACAUAUAUCAUAAUCAAGACAAUUAGAAAUUGAAUAUUUAUCAUCAUGCACUGACAAAAAUUGAAAUUUAUUUUCUGUCUUUAUGAUAUCCUGUAAAUCUUGUUUGUGAUAGAUAAACAUGGAUUUAAAGCCUGUCUAUCAAUCUGUCAAUCGGAAGAAAGAAUUGCUUUUCAAGGCUGUGUAUUUGAGGAAUGACUUUUACACCUCAGGAACAUUAACAAAUAUUUGAUAGUCAGCUUCUGAUGAUGUCAUGUUUGUGGGGUAUAUUUGUAUAUGUGCCGUGACCAUGAUUUUUUAGUUAGCUUUGUGAUUUCAUGUUCAAUGUGAAGAUAUUUUGUUUGCAUGUGGCAAGGAA